AACAGGUCAGGCUGCGCCGUGUCCUCCUGCCCAAACGUCUUCCAGCAUAUAACGGCCAUUUCCAAGAGUCUUCGCAAACUGAAGUGUCAAAAAUGUCAAGGUGGCACAAGAUGCUCUUGAGCGGGCCUGGUUACAGUGCGCUGGCUAUAAGUCGAGUUGUUCACAGCUGGCGUUUCUCACUAAACGGCAGUCGGAACUUCAGCACUGGGAAACGUGCACGGAAAGAUUUCAUUCAAGAUCUCGAGGGUCAGUUUAAAGCAAUAAGGGAGAAAGCCGCAGCUGCAAUGCCGGGCACUGACUGGAGCCCGGUCGAGCUGAGGCGUGAUCUCCCUCCUGAUCGAGCCGACAUUGUCGUCGUCGGAGGCGGCGUGAUCGGCUGGUCGGUCGCCUACUGGCUGAAGAAGAAGGAGAGGGUCCGAGACGGCGUGAGGGUGUUGGUGGUGGAGAAGGAUCCCACCUACUCGGAAGCGUCCACAGUGCUGUCUGCUGGUGGGAUUCGGCAGCAGUUCUCUCUCAAGGAAAACAUCCAGCUGUCUUUGGCCUCUGUCGACUUCAUGAGGAAUAUAAACGAACAUCUUUGGGUACUGAACGAGGAUCCAAUUGACUUGCAGUUUAACCAUUCCGGGUACCUCUUUCUGGCCAGUGAAAGUGUAGCACAUAUUAUGGAGGAGAACUAUGUAACUCAGAGAGAGCAUGGGGCAAAGGUCACCCUUCUGUCACCAGCCCAGCUUAAGGAGAGAUUUCCCUGGCUAAACACAGAUGGUGUUGUGCUGGCCUCAUAUGGGCUAGAAAAUGAAGGAUGGUUUGAUCCUUGGUCUCUCCUGAAUGCAUUCAGACGCAAGGCCAUGUCUAUGGGAGUCUUCCAUUGCCAUGGAGAGGUCACAGGGUUUACAUGCACCACAAGUAGCAGAGAAACCGAAGAUGGAGAUGUUUUGAGAAUAAAAAGGAUCAAAUAUAUCGAUGUGAAGAUGCCCGACAGUCGGGAAUACCAGCCUGUGGAGUGUGCAAUCGUGAUCAAUGCUGCAGGUGUCAAUUCAGGGAAGAUUGCAGAUAUGAUUGGCAUUGGAUCGGGCUCAGAACAUAGCAUGGCUGGCUUUUCAUUACCCGUGGAACCUAGAAAGAGGUAUGUUUAUGUGGUGCACUGCCCAGAUGGUCCUGGUCUGGAGUCACCUUUUCUGAUUGACUACUCAGGAGUUUACUUUAGACGAGAGGGUCUCGGAGGAAAUUACAUCACGGGGAACUCCCCAGAGGAGACCGAGGAACCGGACAUCAGUGAUCUAAAAGUGGACCAUGAGUUUUUUCAAGAGAAAGUCUGGCCACAUCUGUCCCAUCGGGUCCCUGCCUUUGAGAGUCUGAAGGUGACUGGAGCAUGGGCGGGAUUUUAUGACUACAACACGUUUGAUCAGAACGCCAUCAUAGGCCUGCAUCCAAGGAUCAGCAACAUGUUUCUGGCCACGGGUUUCAGUGGGCACGGGCUCCAGCACUCACCUGCAGUGGGCUGCGCCGUGGCUGAACUGGUCCUGGAUGGAGGCUUCAGGACCAUCGACCUCAGCGCCUUCGACUUUAAACGCAUCCUGCAGCAGGAGCCCAUACUAGAGAGGAAUAUAGUAUGACGAGGAGGAAGGGGAACGAGCUAAUGGUUGCUAAAUAGGUACCCAGAGUGCUGGUGAAAAAAAUUGAAAGUUUUUACUUGCAUGACUAACUUUAUCAACCAGAGCUCAAUUCUCUACAGAGCUGCAGAACUGUGUGCAUUAAGUACAUAUUCCUAUAGAGUCAUAUGCAGCUGCACAGGUUGGACUGGAAUUCAAACCAAUCUUAAAUCAGCAAUUACCAACUACUACAUUUCUCGGGAUAAUAAUAGUAUAAUAAGACAACCUCAGAUCAAGUGAUUCUGCCUAUAUCACCAAGGCUGUGGUAACGAGGGAGAGACGAUAUUUACCAAUAAUAUAUUGUUUUUACAGUCCAAUCAAAUUCCUACGGAUAAAGGCCUGCAACAAGAUUCUCACCAUAACAUUCUGU
Messenger RNA from Electrophorus electricus (electric eel), 2019 nucleotides. It is a transcript of the gene foxred1, whose product is annotated as FAD-dependent oxidoreductase domain containing 1. Gene Ontology annotation, biological process: mitochondrial respiratory chain complex I assembly. Lineage: Eukaryota; Metazoa; Chordata; Actinopteri; Gymnotiformes; Gymnotidae. The record is from RefSeq and is a predicted model, not a curated record. Gene Ontology annotation, cellular component: cytoplasm.